This is a messenger RNA of Hyla sarda, 2819 nucleotides long. It is a transcript of the gene ANGPTL6, whose product is annotated as angiopoietin like 6. NCBI's taxonomy places the organism in Eukaryota, Metazoa, Chordata, Amphibia, Anura, Hylidae. The record is from RefSeq and is a predicted model, not a curated record. The transcript has 7 exons. The coding region runs from base 521 to 2059 and encodes 512 amino acids.
GCUGGGUGUGGGGAACAAGGACAUUUUUUGUUUGUCUUUAAAAUAAUUGAUUAUAUAUUUGACAUUUUAUAAUAUUCCUUAUUUAAUUAUUUAUGACAUUUUGAAAACAGUUUAGAGGGACUUGUUUUCUGCUGGCUCUGUAUAGGACCGUCCGCUUGGUCAUGUGACCAGUCUCCAGUCAUUGAUAUACCCCUUGGAGUCCCAGGGCCCCAGAGCUCACUCUAUAACAAGGGCCCCAAUAACCUAUUGAGAAUACUGCGGCAGAAGGGCUUCUGGGUACCAGGGAACAUGUUUGACUGCCAGCAGUGCCCCCACUAUACCCAUGUCCAGGCAAUGGAAGCAGGAAGUGAAAAAACUGAGAUACACGAGCAGCUGAUCCGAGCGGGUCCAUCUCUGGUGAUGUAGGGAGCAGCUGUGUGUACAGUAACCGCAUUAUUUGUAUAGAUUGGUACGGCACAGCAAACCCAGCAGCCGCCAUAUGGAUUUUAUAUUGUGCAAUAUAGUGUGAAUCACCAUAAAGAUGCUUUAUAGAGAAUGUUCACUGAGCUUUGAACUUCUAGCUUCACAAGAAGUCAGGAGAUAUCAUGAGACAUAUAUUGUGAGGUUUGGACCUCCAGUUAAUCUUACCAUGAGCUUCUAUUCAGUCAUAUGGAUAACACUGCUCCCAAGCCUCUGCCGGCAACAGCUAACCAGCGAAUAUGUUCAUCUGAACAAUGGAGGAGGCCAAGGUAAAUGCACCUACACGUUUGUGGUGCCACACCAGAAAAUCACCGGAGCCGUUUGCGUUAGCACUGCCAAGUUUCCAGAAGCUUUUGGAGUGAACAGAAGUGAAGUCGAAGAGUUAAAACAGGAGCUUAGUCGUCAACAAAACGAGAUUGAGAAGAUCAAAAGGUUGGUGGAUGUGGACCAUGAGGUGGCCAAUGAGAUGGACCAUCUCCAAAGAGAGAACAGGAAUAUGGGGUCGCGUCUCAGUCAUCUGCAUAUGCAGUUCCUACACGAAGUUCUUCAGAAAAAGAACGACUCGAAAGAAUUAUUUCAGGGACCGGAUAAAGCGGUCAAUACCACCGCAGAAGUCCUCACCUUGGCUUCUAAGUACCAAGAUCUCCAGGAGAAAUAUAACUUCCUAACAUCACUGAUCAACAACCAGAGUCUUAUCAUUGCACGUUUAGAGGAGCAAUGUCUACAAAGUAUCGGUAAACGCCAAGGUGACCAAGUGCCAUCCUAUUCACAUUUACCUAGUGGAACCUUCAGCAACUCUUCAGAAGGUAAAAAAAAACAGAAUCGCGAUACACACGGGGAGCAGAUAGAUGGGACAUCAAACAGGAAGGAAAUACUCCCGACACAAGCCGUCAAGACAACCUCCACAGCCCCGGUUGAUAAAGCGGAGUCCUCCAAAUCAGAAGGGCCAUGGGCGGACUGCUAUGAAGCCUUUUUAGCCGGUCAGAAGUCCAGUGCUAUCUAUCUGCUAAAACCACGUAACAGUAGCCAAAUCAUGCAGGCCUGGUGUGACCAAGAGAACCACGAAGGCGGGUGGACGGUAAUCCAAAGACGACAGGAUGGCUCUACCAACUUCUUUAAAACUUGGCAUAACUACAAACACGGAUUUGGUAACUUGGACAACGAGUAUUGGUUGGGUCUUGAGAACAUUUACUGGUUGACCAAACAAGGAAGCUACAAACUUCUUAUCCUCAUGGAUGACUGGCAAGGUAGACAGGUCAGUGCUGAGUAUGACCAGUUUCGUGUGGAACCCGAGAGCGACUUCUACCGCUUGCGCCUGGGGCAAUACAGUGGUACGGCUGGAGACUCCCUUUCCUGGCACAAUGAUAAACAGUUUAGCACCUUGGACAAAGAUCGGGAUUCAUACUCAGGUAACUGUGCUCAUUUCCAGAAGGGUGGCUGGUGGUAUAACAUGUGUGCCCACUCCAACCUGAACGGGGUAUGGUACCGUGGUGGUCAUUACCGAAGCCGCUAUCAGGAUGGAGUCUACUGGGCUGAGUUCCGUGGUGGAGCGUACUCUCUGAAGAAGGUCGUCAUGCUUAUAAAACCCGACAAACAGUGACCACUUUGGAACCUACGUAAGAAAUACCAGUCCAUCAAGUUUAACCCUUCAUUUCCUUACCAUGAAGGAAGAAAAAAACAAAACGUUCUUGACUCCUCUGUGCCUUUAGUCUACUCUUCGGGUCACAGAUAAUGGUGGGAUCAUUCUACCGGUUUUGGAGAAUAUCCAAUUGAAUCUGGAGGUUCUGCCCUACCAAUACUGUUUUUGUUAGAAUGUUCUUGACUGUUCUUACCAUAAAGAAUCCCAUUUUAUAUUAGGAGAUAGUUCUAUGGUUAGAUUGGAACAAAAAAGACUCCAUCGAGUUUAACUGUUACCAUCUUGCCGUGUUGAUCCAGAAGAAGAGAAAAACUGAUGUAAAUGUUCACCUGUAGGGGGGGUAAAAAAAAAUUUUUUUCUGACUGCAAAUAUUAAAAAUCCAUUCUCCUGGAUCUAUAAUACAUAUUAACACUUUACUACAAAUGAUGAAUUAUAUUAUGAAACCCCUUCUAGAAAUCUUUUAAUGUGCCCAUUAUCACAUCGCCCUCCAUAGUCAUACUGCUCUUACAGUGAAGAAUGCUUUCCUGAGUAAUAUGGGAACUCCCAUAUUUUGUCCACCAGCCCAAGUAUAAAAAAUAUCUUGGAGAUACAUAACACUAUGCAGGGCCGGCUCUGCCUAACAACACUCCUCAUAGAGGAUACAAAUACCUACGGGAACAUGAGGCGCUGCCAUCUCCUCAUAAUUUUUCUUGUUUUGUAUGUGAUGGUUAUUCAAUUAAAACAU